UUUGUUUAAGGAUUCUGUUUUGUUUCAUUUGAAGGAUCUAUUAUAUUUUUCCCUUUUUUCUGUUGGUUUUCAUUGAUAUAUUUGUUUUAAUUACUAUUUUUGGAGGGGCUUUUUGAAUAAGAAAGUGGACUAAGGAUCACAAUUCAAGCUGUGUAUGUGCAUGCAUGCAUUUGGUCAGGGUGUCAUAGAUUUUAGACUUCAGAAGCAUGCACCAAAAACCAGAUGGUACAAACCAUCCGGAACCCAAUGCAAAUAACAAUAAACCGCAAAUGGUUCAGGUUCAACCUUGUUGGUGCAGCACACGGCAGGAUUCCUUCUUAACGGGUGUUUUAGGAGAAGGCAGGACAAGCUUAUCUCUGGCCAAACACUCAAAUGGCGGUUUAGGGACAAAAACAAGUGAAUCUCCAAGCACAAUUAGGACUGAUGAUAAGCUUUGUUCUAGUAAAGAAAUGCCCUUAACUAUAUUUCCACAUCCAGAUGGGAAAUGUGGAGAUGAACAGCCAUAUUUACAACAUGCUAUACCCAUCAUACGUCCGACAAUGGGUGAAUAUGUACCACCAGAACCCCAGCUGGAGCUCGUUGGCCACUCGAUUGCAUGUCCGUCCUAUCCAUACACGGAUCCAUAUUAUGGGGGAGUGGUGCCUCCUUAUGUACCUCAAUCUUUGGUACAUUCUCAUAGUCUUGGAGUGCAUCCUGCUAGAAUGGCUUUGCCUCUUGAAAUGGCUGAGGAACCAGUUUAUGUGAAUGCUAAGCAAUACCAUGGUAUUUUGAGGCGAAGGCAGUCACGUGCAAAAGCUGAGCUGGAAAAGAAACUGAUCAAAGUCAGAAAGCCCUAUCUUCAUGAGUCUCGACAUUUACAUGCUAUGAGAAGAGCAAGAGGAUGUGGAGGGCGGUUCUUAAACACGAAGAAGCUUGAUAGUGAUGCUUCUAAAGCCACGCCUAACAAAAGCAGUGACACUAGUUUGAAUCUUCCAUCACAAUGUCCCGAAAAUACGAGUGGCAUCUCAGUUACCAAUCAGAUGUCCCAGAAUGACAAUUCAUCUGUUGGUCAUCGAGCAGCAGCAGAAUCUGAACUUCAGGGAACAAAUAUGCAGCAAGCAUUCUCCAAUGGCAAUGGCAGUGGCUACUAUUCCCAUCAUCAAGGGUUUCGUUUCUCUACCUCUCGUUCACUUUCCAAUGACAUGUUGGAAGGAGGAGACUGUCCGAGGCAACAGUAUGAGAGAAUCAUGGCAAAUGGGGUGCCUCACAGGGCCCUGACAAUCAAAUGAACCUUCCUAAGGGGUGAAGUAUCUCUCUUAUCAUUGCGUUUAACCCAAAAUCUUAUUUAUUAACGUAAGUGUUUAUUCGUGUAGUGGAUUUUCUUAUCAUGAGCCCCCAUUGUUUCACCAUUCCAUGCUUCCGCGAAAUGGACGCACUCGCGUUUCAUGUCUUACAACUAUGUUGACAGGCAAAUCAUUCUUGGCUUUGGCUUUUUAAUUGGUACUUUAGGUCUCUUAUAUAUCCCUUUUCUUUAUAAUGUACGAAAAGAAUAUCUGCAUUGUGUGAAAUGAAUUUGAAGUCAAAUCUGACCUUAACUAUUACAAUGGUGGAUGAUAUUUUGUAAUGACUUUACAAUGUUUUUUCUUGCAUGAUAUUGCCAUUUUGUUUC
Messenger RNA from Gossypium raimondii (Peruvian cotton), 1648 nucleotides. RefSeq names its product nuclear transcription factor Y subunit A-1. Gene Ontology annotation, cellular component: CCAAT-binding factor complex. The transcript has 6 exons. Bases 207 to 1268 code for a protein of 353 amino acids. Gene Ontology annotation, biological process: regulation of transcription by RNA polymerase II. Lineage: Eukaryota; Viridiplantae; Streptophyta; Magnoliopsida; Malvales; Malvaceae. The record is from RefSeq and is a predicted model, not a curated record. Gene Ontology annotation, molecular function: RNA polymerase II cis-regulatory region sequence-specific DNA binding; DNA-binding transcription factor activity, RNA polymerase II-specific.